This is a messenger RNA of Micropterus dolomieu (smallmouth bass), 2390 nucleotides long. Its product is annotated as copine-3-like. Lineage: Eukaryota; Metazoa; Chordata; Actinopteri; Centrarchiformes; Centrarchidae. Bases 302 to 1909 code for a protein of 535 amino acids. Gene Ontology annotation, biological process: ERBB2 signaling pathway; cellular response to calcium ion. The transcript has 16 exons. Gene Ontology annotation, cellular component: plasma membrane. Gene Ontology annotation, molecular function: receptor tyrosine kinase binding; calcium-dependent phospholipid binding. The record is from RefSeq and is a predicted model, not a curated record.
GCACCGUGCAUUGUCAACACAAGAGUUAAUUUAAUUUUAGCAAAAGUGACACACGUAAACACUACCAUUAAGCAAAGAGAGAAAGAGAACAAUAGUUGCGAAUAGAACGACUUAAGCAAACUGAGGUUAGCUAUGUUAGCUGGUCACCAGUCACCGUUAGGUUGGUUGAGCGUCAGCUCCGCCCCGUGGUUGCUCAGCUGUUCAUGUCAGAUAAACGUUAGCUAACGUUACGUAUUCAUGUACGACCAGAGGCAGGCAAAAUUGUAUAUUUUUCAUCAACUAAACAGUACAACAAGCUGCCAUGGCCUCAGGUGGGGCCCCAGUGCCAGGGCCCAGCCAUUGGGCCACCAAGGUCGAGCUGACCAUCUCCUGUGAGAACCUCAUGGACAUGGAUAUCUUCUCUAAGUCUGACCCUCUGUGUGCUUUAUACAUUAACACUUCAGGCUCCAACUGGUAUGAGUUUGGGCGCACAGAGAUGAUCCUGAACUGCCUGAAUCCAAAGUUUGCCAAGAAGUUUGUUAUUGACUACUAUUUCGAGAUGGUCCAAAGGCUGAAGUUUUGCGUGUAUGAUAUCGACAAUGACACCUAUGAUCUGAGCGAUGAUGAUUUCCUGGGGGAGCUUGAAUGUACCCUGGGCCAGAUUGUUUCGAACAGGGAGAUGACUCGACCUUUGUUGCUGGAGGACAAGAGACCCGCAGGUCACGGGACCAUCACAAUCUGUGCUGAAGAAAUAACAGACACGAGAGUGGCAAACUUUGAGGUGUCAGCCCGCAGGCUGGACAAAAAGUAUUUGUGGUGGUCGGACCCUUUCCUGGAGUUCUACAAGCAGACAGAAACCGGAUGGCAGCUGGCUCACAGGACAGAGGUGGUGAAAAACAACCUAAACCCAACAUGGAGACCCUUCUGCAUCUCAUUGCGAUCUCUCUGUGGAGGACAUGUGGAGAAACCUAUAAAGGUUGACUGUUACGACCAUCAUGUCAAUGGCAUCCACGACCUUAUUGGAAGCUUUAAAGCCACACUGGCAGAGAUGCAAAUGGGAACUCACAUUUCACCGGCUGAAUUUGAGUGCAUUAACCCAAACAAGUUAAAGAAGAAAAACUACAAAAACUCUGGUGUCAUUUGCAUCAAGAACUGCCAGGUGGUGAAGGAGUAUACCUUCCUGGAUUAUAUUAUGGGGGGAUGUCAGAUCCACUUCACUAUUGCCAUCGACUUCACAGGGUCUAACGGGGAUCCCAGCAGCCCCCAGUCUCUCCACUAUAUCAACCCUGAAGGCUAUAAUGAGUACCUGACAGCCAUCUGGGCAGUGGGUAAUGUCAUCCAGGACUACAACAGUAGCAAGAUGUUUCCUGUCUUUGGUUUUGGAGCCCAGGUGCCUCCCUCCAUGCAGGUUUCCCAUGACUUUCCUGUCAAUUUCAAUCCAGCAAAUCCAUUCUGUGCAGGCAUUGAGGGUGUGGUCCAUGCCUACCGGCAGUGUUUACCUCAGGUGAAGCUGUGGGGCCCCACCAACUUUUCUCCAGUUAUCAACCAUGUAGCCUGCUUCACCCAACAAGCCAUGCGGCAGAAUAUGGCCUCACAAUACUUUGUGCUGCUCAUCAUCACAGAUGGAGUGAUCACAGACAUGGACCAGACACGCACUGCUAUUGUAGAGGCCUCUCUUCUGCCCAUGUCUAUCAUCAUAGUGGGCGUGGGUGGGGCAGACUUCAGCGCAAUGGAGUUCCUUGACAGUGAUGACAAAUUGCUGUGUUCCCCCAGCGGUAAUUUCGCCUCAAGAGACAUCGUCCAGUUUGUGCCCUUCAGAAGGUUCCAAGGAAACAGUGUGGCCCUUGCCCAGAGCGUGCUGGCAGAGCUGCCUGAUCAAGUGGCCUCCUACUUCAAUUCUUACAAGCUGAAACCCCCCCAAACAGAUUGAGUGUUUCUGGCCCAUCCUAGAAAGAUGGGUUAAAUUAACCCAAAUACAUGUGCUUUUCCGCCUCUCCUGCACCAUAUUUUGGCAUUUAUUGUUUCGCGAAAUGGUGUAAAUCAAUGAAGAGAAAAGAAAGAAAAGAAAAGACGGAUGUGGGGUAAAAAAUAAACUAUACAAAGUAUACUUAAAUUUAAAAUCUGUGAUCUUAUUUUCUGUAAUCUUUAAAAUUUGACUUGAUAAAAAAUCCAUAAACAAAGAGCUGCUGUGACCAAGAGACCUGAUAGCUUGUAUAGUGCAUGAUAACACCAAGAAAUCCCAAUAAAAGUAAUCAGAAUAUCCUCUGUGGACUACAAAUAUAUCACUUGACAUGUUGGGAUGACUUUGUUGAUGAAAUGUCCCUGUGCCUUGUAUAUUGUCUUUGUUUUUUUCUGUCUUUUCCCUUCUCUGUUUGUAACCCAUAUUAAAGUUUUGUGUCUUAAUCCUCAAA